AUGUCUCAAAUCAUCUCUCUUCACUUAUCUAUGCUUUUGGAAUUGCUCGGAAGGCCCGGCACUAUACGUCUACUUGUGACCGGCGGGAUCGGUGCUUUGGUCGUUCGGUCUGCAUAUCGUUUCCACCGUCGGUAUCGUGUUAGACGGAGAUUGGAACAGAAGCGAGCAGUCUUAAAGGAGCGAAUGAAUACUUUCAAGGCCGUUUUAACCCAACUGCAGGACUCGACAGAUUUCUCUGUGACCGAGCUUGACUUAAGUGAACUACGUCGACGUAUAUCGGCCGGCAUUCUGAGUCCGAUCGACUUGCUGCAUGCUUUUCAGCGGAAAGCCAUGCGUCUUUACGAUGAAGGUAAUUCCGGCAUUUGUGAAUUUAUCCAGGAGGCCGAAGAGCUUUUCAACAAGACUGCCGCGAAAAACGAUCCGGCACCGUCGUCAUUUACCCGGCCACCGUUGUACGGCAUUCCGAUCAGCGUUAAGGAAACGUUUCGGGUGAAACACUAUGAUAGUACAGGUGGCCUGAUCAAAUGGUGCAACAUGCCGAGCACGGAGGAUUGUGUGUUGGUACAAGUGCUCCGAGAUUCAGGAGCGAUCCCGUUUAUCCUAACUACAACAUCUCAAGCCCUUCGUGGAAUCGACGGUCUCAAUCCCGUAUUCGGUGACUGUUAUAAUCCCUACAACACAUCACGGAUCACCGGUGGCAGUUCUUGCGGUGAAGCUGUGGUCUUGGCACGACGAUGCUCACCGAUUGGAAUUGGCACCGAUAUCGGUGGAAGUAUUCGCAUUCCGGCCGCGUUUUGUGGUCUGGCCAGCCUCAAGCCUACUACGAAUCGGCUAAGUCCCCGUGGAAUGUUAAAUUCUGCAUCAAACUCUGUACUUGGCCUUUUUGUUAGCGCCGGUCCAAUGGGCCACAGGGUGGAUGAUUUGGCUGACAUGAUGCGGGCUCUGCUCAUACCAUCGAUGUUUAGCUUGGAUCCACAAGUCCCACCUAUCUCUUUCAAUGAGACCGCUUUUGGAGGAUCGGACAAGAAGCAGUUACGAAUAGGAUUUUACGAUACUCUAUCUCAUCCGCGCAUUAUUCAAACCGUCCCAUCUGUUCGCGCGGCCGUCAAGGUGGCGGUCGAAACGUUGGUAAAGGAUGGUCACCAGGUGGUGAAUUUUACCCCACCCGAUCCCGACAAGGCGUAUCGCCUCUACAUUCGGUGUCUUUUUGCCGAUGGUGGUCGACAACUUCAAAGCCAUCUCGCUGACGAACCUGUUGGCAAGCAGUUACGAUUUCUUUCCCUUCUGAUGUCCAUACCGAACUGGCUAAAGUUUGUGAGCGAUAUUUUCGCUGGUAUGACCAGUUUCGGACCUAUCAGCAACGUUCGAACUUUGGGCGGACUUCAGCGGGUACAGGAUGUGUUCCAUUUGCUGUCCGCAGUGCGUGAAUACAAGCUGCAAUUCGAAAGAGCUUGGCAUGAAUUCGGUGAGCCGCUGGACGCUGUGAUUUGCCCGGUCUCAGCCUACCCCGCUCCUCCAUCCUCUGCCCCGUCACUGUUUAUCACUCCGUCCAUUAUUUAUACAGCACUUUACAAUCUCGUGGACUAUCCAUGUGGCACUGUCCGCACCAGUGUGGUCGAUCGUGUGGAUGUCUUAGAAAGCGCCAAAUUCGCUGUGGACUAUCGUCAAAAAGGAAAUUGGUACGACUCGCGUGUCGCAGUGCUUCAAAAAGACACAGAGGGCCUUCCGUUGGCUGUGCAGGUGGUAGGGAAGCCAUUUUGUGAAGAACUCGUUCUCCGUGUGAUGCGUAUUAUUGAAGCGGGUCUGGAACUCGACCACUAG
Dicrocoelium dendriticum is the source of this 1821-nucleotide messenger RNA. The record is from the annotation of a GenBank genome assembly. Lineage: Eukaryota; Metazoa; Platyhelminthes; Trematoda; Plagiorchiida; Dicrocoeliidae.